AUGCGNUAUUUGGGACAAGUGCAUGGCGCAUAUUUGGCUGGUGUGGCCUUCCUCUCGGCCGACCUUGUAUUGGUGGCCUCGGUGACACAACUUUGUAUGCACUUCGAUUUCAUUUCACGUUGCCUCGAGGAGUUUGGUGGCGCAUCGCAGUCGGAUGUGCAGAAGGAUUUGGAGUAUUUGAAGGCUUUAAUUGUGAUGCAUGCCAAGUGUCUGAAGUUGAGCGAACAUGUCAACAGCAUUUUCAGCUUCUCUUUGCUCUUGAAUUUUCUAACUGCUUCGUUGACCAUCUGCUUUAUUGGAUUUCAAGUGACUGCUUCAUCUAAAGAAGAUAUUGUAAAAUAUAUUAUUUUUCUCACAGCGUCAUUGGUGCAAGUAUUUGUGGUUUGCUAUUAUGGUGACGAGCUGAUGACGGCGAGCAUGCGAGUUGGAGAUGCGGCCUAUAAUCAAAAUUGGUUCGAUUGUGAUAAGCGCUACAAACGUUUACUAACCAUAUUGAUAAUGCGCAGCCAAAAACCAGCCUCCAUACGGGCGCCAUUCAUGCCGCCAAUUUCAUUUCGCGCCUACAUGAAAGUGAUCAGCAUGUCUUAUCAGUUUUUUGCAUUAUUGCGUACCAGUAUGGAGAGAAAGGGAACUAAAUUUACAUAGUUAAGC
Molecule: messenger RNA, 651 nt
Organism: Rhagoletis zephyria (snowberry fruit fly)
Lineage: Eukaryota; Metazoa; Arthropoda; Insecta; Diptera; Tephritidae
Product: odorant receptor 67c-like
Biological process (GO): detection of chemical stimulus involved in sensory perception of smell; sensory perception of smell
Cellular component (GO): plasma membrane
Molecular function (GO): olfactory receptor activity; odorant binding
Source: RefSeq, a predicted model, not a curated record